Molecule: messenger RNA, 4157 nt
Organism: Schistosoma haematobium
Lineage: Eukaryota; Metazoa; Platyhelminthes; Trematoda; Strigeidida; Schistosomatidae
Exons: 1
Coding region: 1435-1929 (164 amino acids)
Source: RefSeq, a predicted model, not a curated record
AAUCCAUUCAAGGUCGUAGGGUCGUAUUUGAUUUUACAUCCAUGGUGUCGUUUCUUAUUUGGCUUCAUUAUUUGAUGUAAAUGUCAGGUUGAAUGCAUUAGGUCUUGUUUGUUAUUGUUAAUGAUGUUCACUGGCUUGUUCUUCUGUUUCAGUCCUCACAUAUAAACGUGGCGAUCUUACAUAACCAACCAUAUAAGAUCGCCAUGUUUAUGUGUACCAAAAGGAACCCAAAGUACUCGCUUGAUUAUUUUAGACACUAAAGAAUGGUUAUCUUGUGUUGCCAACUGUAGUUGAUUAUAUCCCGAUGCCUUAUAAAAUUUCAGGUGUUUUUCGAACAUAUGUUCUAAAACGACCUCAGACAAUAUUGUCUGAGGUCGUCAUUAAUAAUUAUUAAUGACGUUAAUGUUGGUAAGAUUUCACCAACUUUUCAGCCAUUUGCGAAAAAAGCCGUAAAAGUAACACGAGACGAUUUACUAAUACGUUUGUAAAUUUAAUCAGCUUUGGGACAGGCUGACAUCCUCAGUGAACAUGUACAGCAAAAUGAGAUUCGACUGUGGGUUUAAUGAAACCUGUACAUAAAAAUCGUAAAUGUUCGACUCGUUGGUUGCUUUGCAACAGGUUCUAUAUCUUCACUGCAUAAAAGUCGGCUUGAAAAAAUCGAGGUAGUCCUUAGCGUUUUUCAGUUGUCAGCUUGUUUCUAUAGGUGGUUGAGAAGUUUGGUACGUAAGUGGUUUUAUACUAAUUGUGUUUCUUUGACAUUCAGACCACAUAACAUUUUUUUGUAAAUCAGCAGUCAUAAAUAUGUGUACAUCAGACCAUCUUAAAAAAUUACAAUGACUCCAUAAGCUUUUGGCUUAUCUUAUGGAACCAUUGACUAAACUGACUUAAUCUCAAGUAUGUGUUAACAUUGUACAUUAUUUUAUUUUAAAUGUCUAGAUGGACAUAAAAACCUCUCAACCGGCUAUCAACAUUAAAAGCCUAGUAACUGGCCUUUGUAUUCUCUAGACAACAAACCAAAUCCCACUCUACUCUGCGGGCCAACUGAUGUUCAAAUACACCCUUAUCAUGUUAGAAAAUGUCUGAACACUCACAGUGCUGUUUUUGUUUACAAAGUACCUAGCAGUAUCAUUCUUUAUCAGACAAGAAAGAUAAUUUAUACAAGCAACAUAUAUAUCCCGUAUUUUUUAAAGCUAAGCUUUACAUCCAAGCGUUUGCUUCAAAGUUUAAUUAAUGGGUCUCUAAAGAAUUAUUUCAGAAAGUAGUUAGUGUUUGGCAAACCUGACGCUAUCAUUUAUCUCCGUCGUCAUGUGCAUACAUUUACGGUCUCUGUAUUUUUGUACUUUUGUUCACUAGCAUUUCCUUGCAUUCACAUCACGUAACUCUACUGCAUUUACUAAUCUAGGUCUCAAACCAUCUCACCAAGAUGUUUCUAUAAUGGGAAAUUCUGGAACAUGUUUAACCGAUUACCUGAGCGUCUGUGCUCCUGAGAAAGUUCUUUUAGUCAUAAGCUUUUGUACUGUCCUUUUGGGUUUCGUUCUUAUUGUUUCAGGUGUUUGUAUCACUCAGCUUAGUGAUGGACCGUACGCUCAUUUGUCCAUAUCAUAUUCAGCUGUCCCUAUUGUGUUUGCUGGUUGUGUUACACUAUUAAUAGCCAUUGUUAGGAUCGUUUCUACAAGUAAAAGUUUAAGGGAAAUGAAUUUGACUCCCUGUGAGUUUGGAAAACAAUGGAAUAAAAAGGAGUCUGUUUCCGAGCCUAUUUCCUACAAUCUUCAAGAAAACGCAUAUAAUGUAUUUUCUUUUGCAAAUAAAUCGUCUGGAAAUUUUAGCUCCAACUCAUUUUCGGAUAAGAAGGUUGAUCAUAUUCCCAUGCCUGUAACAAACUAUCAUCAAAGAUUACCAAUGCCUCCAAAGCGAGCCGUUUUGUAUUAGGUCUACUCAACUUUUAAUGUAACACUGAUUCGAGAGUUUUCUGUAUGUUAAACAUCUUUUAUUUCAAGUUUCAUCAUUGUUUCUAUUGUCAUGCUCCGUUUUAGAAUUGUAUUUGGCUGUACCGCGACAUUAUUGUGCAUGCACUGUUUCUAAUUUUCAGAUUUGUGUUAUAAUCAACCCAAUAGUGAUAACUUGGUUGAAUAAAGUAAAUCCACUUUUUUUUCAAGUCGUUCUUACUUUCUAGUUUACCCUAUUCUAUCUUGGAAGAUUUAAUGGGAAGGGUUUGCAUGAGUUUCCGCUUCCAUCUCACCUUCGAACUAAGAUUUAAGAGAUUUGGCCAGUCUUUGUUGGAGUUUAUGUGUCCUGUGUGGAUUCCGUCGAUUUGGCCAUUAUGACACAAUCUUAUGUAGGAUGAAUAUAAGUGGAUAGCAAUGUAAUCCGUGCGGUGCAUUUUGUUGUAUUCGCGGAAUGCUAUUUGGAUGUACGUAUCAAUUUCCAUCCAAACGGCUACACAUUAAUUUAAAAUUCCUUCCCGUUUCAUAAGUGAGUGACCCCAAAUGCCAUGGUACAGUCAAGAGUGGGGAGAGUCCACUCUCCCUCUCGAAAUGCUCUCAUAUGGCCACGCAUAUAUAGCCACUGCCAGGGAAGUCCUACUCACUGCCUUCUCGCGACAGGGGUGUUGUUUACGAAAUUGAGAGGAUGAAAAGCGAAUGUCCGGCACUUUAACCGGGUUGGUGGACACGGAGUCCACCUAGGGGAGUUGGAAAACCCUGAUUCCAAACCAGUGGUGCACAUGGGCUCCAUUGUCCUGAGGGAACGAAUGACAUAUGAACCAAUUGUUGGUCACCGGCGACCAUGGGACUGCAUCUCCUUACGAUGUUCCACUGCCUUGUGGGUUAGACCUUUAGGUCAAAGGCUCCGGGUGUAGCCCUAAGAAAACUGCCUGCUUCGGUUUGGGCACCCGGACUGUAUCCCAGCCCUCAUACAAAUCAAAUGAGAUUUGUGUGGCGCAUAUGUAUCUGGUGCCCCCUUGUACCUGGAUGUGAUUAUAGUAUGAUAGCUACAAAAAUACCAGCUUACACGCUAAAAAGGCACUUAAACGUUUAGUAUUUACUACUGUGGCUAUCGAAAAAAGAAAGAUUUCAUGACCAUUUAGGGAUGUGUUCAUAAUUAGGUAUGUUUCUUGAAGUACAUUAGUGAGGACUUUGGUAUUUAUGAUUAUUUUCUAGUACUGGGACUAUGGAUAUCGUCUUACUUUCCCGUGUAGUGGCGUUUUCUGUCCUACUUCCGCAUUAUGAUGUUCACUUUUUAUUCGAAAUCAAUGAUCUAAUCUGGCGGUUAAAGUUGUCUAUUGUACUAAUCCCAUAUACUCUUUCAAACCAAAUUCCACCAUAUCUCUAUGGCUUUAUUCCGUUUUCUUGCCUACUCCACUAAUUUUCUUAAAAUAUACUCGUCACACGAUCGAUUCACCGUGCUAAUUCCUAGUUUUCUAAACCUCCAAUCAGAGGGUCAAAAGAGUGGUAGCAAUUGCCUUUUUUAUAGAAUAAUAAGUAAAAUGUAAAACUAGAAGAGAAUCACGUUUUAUUAACUUUGAUAAUUUCAUCACUAGGACGUCUUUGAUGCAGAGCUUUAUGUCGAAUAUUCAAUCGACUCUAAUUAAUGAAAGAUAAAAAAUGUAGCUACACUUAAUAAACAAGAUGAUAACUUACAAUUGGGAGGAUUUGACAAUAUUAUAAAGCAACUACUUAGUCACUACUCACUAAAAAUAUACAAAGGAACUCACCAAAUUGUUGUUACUUAAGUAUCAUCCUCCUUUAUGUUUACCCUAUGUACCCUAGGUGAACGUCAUAGUUACUUGAUUAGUCUGGACAUUACUUAAUUGACUUUCCAGUGGUUGAUCUACCAGGAGAUUCACUUGCUGACUUAUGUUACUCAGAUUAUAUAGUCUUGUUUGGUAAAGACCUUGAUAAUGUAUAGGCUUUUCUGACCAUCUCAAGCAAGAAUACUAGCAUGUUUGGAAUGCGUUUCUCUAACCCUCAAAAUGCAAAAUUUUGCUCCAGAAUUGGUUUUAGUCCAUGCCUGGACUAAUCAUUGGAAGUGAAGUAAUUGAGUGUGUCAAUCACUUCACUUAUCCUGAAAGCCUAAGCAGGCAUGAUGGGUUCGGUGUCUUUAUUUCAACACAUGAACAUUGGUACAAGGAGGCAUCAAAUAGGUGAGCGCCACAUUAG